Messenger RNA from Saimiri boliviensis boliviensis (Bolivian squirrel monkey), 1811 nucleotides. The record is from RefSeq and is a predicted model, not a curated record. Lineage: Eukaryota; Metazoa; Chordata; Mammalia; Primates; Cebidae.
CCGUCCUGGCAGCCCCGCGGGGCCGCGCUCCGCCGUUUGGCUUCAGCCUGCGCGGGCGUCCGCUCUUUCCUGGACUCGCCCAGGCCCCGCCGGCGCCCCCGGGAACGCCUGGACUGGACAGGCCGGCCCCCAUCCGAGCUCCGCGUUCCGAACGCGCGUGUUGUCGUGGCCAGGCUCCCACCGCCGCCUCGGGCCUCGCCGGGAAGCCGGUGAAAAUGCCUCGUGUAAAAGCAGCUCAAGCUGGAAGACAGGGCCCUGCAAAGAGACAUCUUGCAGAACAAUUUGCAGUUGGGGAGAUAAUAACUGACAUGGCAAAAAAGGAAUGGAAAGUAGGAUUACCCGUUGGCCAAGGAGGUUUUGGCUGUAUAUAUCUUGCUGAUAUGAAUUCUUCGGGGUCAGUUGGAAGUGAUGCACCUUGUGUUGUAAAAGUGGAACCCAGUGACAAUGGACCUCUUUUUACUGAAUUAAAGUUCUACCAACGAGCUGCAAAACCAGAGCAAAUUCAGAAAUGGAUUCGUACCCAUAAGCUGAAGUACCUGGGUGUUCCUAAGUAUUGGGGGUCUGGUCUACAUGACAAAAAUGGAAAAAGUUACAGGUUUAUGAUAAUGGAUCGCUUUGGGAGUGACCUUCAGAAAAUAUACGAAGCGAAUGCCAAAAGGUUUUCUCGGAAAACUGUCUUGCAGCUAAGCUUAAGAAUUCUGGAUAUUCUGGAAUAUAUUCAUGAGCAUGAGUAUGUGCAUGGAGAUAUCAAGGCCUCAAAUCUUCUUCUGAGCUACAAGAAUCCUGACCAGGUGUACUUGGUAGAUUAUGGCCUUGCUUAUCGGUACUGCCCAGAAGGAGUUCAUAAAGAAUACAAAGAAGACCCCAAAAGAUGUCAUGAUGGCACUAUUGAAUUCACGAGCAUCGAUGCACACAACGGCGUGGCCCCAUCAAGACGUGGUGAUUUGGAAAUACUUGGUUAUUGCAUGAUCCAAUGGCUUACUGGCCAUCUUCCUUGGGAGGAUAAUUUGAAAGAUCCUAGAUAUGUUAGAGAUUCCAAAAUUAGAUAUAGAGAAAAUAUUGCAAGUUUGAUGGACAAAUGUUUUCCUGAGAAAAACAAACCAGGUGAAAUUGCGAAAUACAUGGAAACAGUGAAAUUACUAGACUACACUGAAAAACCUCUUUAUCAAAAUUUGCGCGAUAUUCUUUUGCAAGGACUAAAAGCUAUAGGAAGUAAGGACGAUGGCAAAUUGGACCUCAGUGUUGUGGAGAAUGGAGGCUUGAAAGCAAAAACAGUAACAAAGAAGCGAAAGAAAGAAAUUGAAGAAAGCAAGGAAUCUGAUGUUGAAGAUAUGGAAUGCUCAAAUACACAGACAGAGGAGCCCAUACAGACCCGUUCAAGAACCAGAAAGAGAGUCCAGAAGUAAUUCAGAUGCUGUGAACCAGCUUCUCUUUUCUUUGCUUUCUUUGACAUUUUUCUCCUUUUCUAUUUGAAAGUGUUUUAUUUUCAUGUGAGUCUUGCAAAGUGGAAGUAAUAAUUAAAUACCCAUGUGUUUGGAAAACAUAAACUUUUUUAUAAAAAUAAAUAUUUUGUACAAUUUAUUAAAGGCUAAUUUAUGACAUUUCAAAAUCUUCAGGUUUUACUCCUUAAGUUAUUCCAAAGCCAUAUGUUUUUGAUGUUUUGGAGUACAUAUAUAAGAAAAUUACUAUGACAUGCACUUUUCUAAUCAUUGUACAUUUCUCAGAGUGGAUAAAAAUGUUUGACAAAGUCCUCACUUUUAAGGAAAUGCAAAGCUUAAAAUAAAAAUCUCUUUUGUUUGAUACAAAUGCAC